AUGUCGACGGCUAAAUCAAGAAAACGAGCUUAUAUAGACGUUGAGAGCAGAUUUGAGAAUAUUGGAUCAAGUGAUGAUUCUGAUGUCUCAGACGAUGAAGGAAAUUCCUUUUAUUCUAAAAGUCUUGUUAGUGAAAAGUUAAUUGAAGAAUGGCAAGAUAAAAUCUCUAAACCCACGCCAACUUUACUUCAUGAUAUUAUCGAUGAUAUUAUCGGUGCUUUUGCUGGCGCAGUUGAACAGAUUCAAGAUAAAUCUGAUGAUACUAAAAUUGCGGUAAAGAACAUUACGGUAUUUAAUGAUCUUGUUAAAUUAUGCCUUUUAAAAAUUGAACCAUCACUUCAAUCAAUUUUAAAUUUACCUCCUACCAAAGACAUUCGCCAUUAUACAAAACCAAAUAAAAGUAGUAAAUGGAAAACAGUCUCAGCAGAUGUCAAAGUCUAUUUAUCGAGUUUAGUGAAAAUGCUAAAGAAUAUAUCUGAGACUUCAAUGAUUGAUAUACUUUUGAAACAUGUUCAUAAGAUGGCGAUAUACUUUUCUAUGUCGAACCGACUGUCCAAAGAUCUUGUUGAACACCUCAUAACAGUUUGGGGUUCGGCAGAAGAUACUACUAGAAUUUUAGCAUUUCUUUGUAUUAACAAACUUAUCAUUAUGCGAGACAACUCAAUAUUGGAAUUGUGCCUCAAAAGAAUGUAUGCAGAAUAUGUAAGUAAUUGUAAAUUCACUUCUCCAACUCUUUUACCAAAUAUUACAUUCAUGCAGAGAUCUCUCGUCGAAAUUCUGAAAAUAGACGAAAAAGUCACAUAUCAGCAUGCUUUUGUUUACAUUCAUCAACAAGCUAUACAUCUAAGAAAUGCGUUAACUUUAAAAAAGAAAGAUCUUUGCCAAACUGUUUAUAAUUGGCAAUAUAUUCGUUGUCUUGAACUGUGGAGUACUCUGGUAAGUUCUUCUCCCCAAAUCACUGUGUUAGAGAAUCUAAUAUACCCAUUAAUUGAAGUGAUUACUGGAGUUAUUAAGUUAGUUCUGAGCGUUCGCUUCUAUCCUCUGCACUUUCAUUGCAUAGCUAUGUUAAACAAAAUUUCUGCCAGUACCAGUAAAUUUAUUCCAACAUUACCCUUUAUCCUUGAAACUCUUGAAUAUUUGGAUUUAAACAAAAAAUGUUCCAAAGUUGCCCUGAAACCGAUAUGUUUUACCUAUGUAUUGAAAAUGACGAAAUCUCAAGUUCAAGAAAAAACCUUCAAAGAUACUGUAAUCGAGCAAGUUUACGAACACAUGUUAACUUGCCUUAACAUCGUUUCCCAUUCGAUCAGUUUCCCUGAGUUAGUAUUUCCUGCGCAAAUUCAAAUAAAGGAUGUAUUAAAGAACUGUAAAGUUCCAAACUAUAGCAAACAAUUAAAGCAGUUAUACGAGAAAAUUGAAGAAAAUUCCAAAUUUAUUUCAACACGUCGUAAUUCUUUCAGCUUGAAUUUAUCCGAUACAAAAGCAAUAAAUUCUUGGGAGAGGCAAUGCAAAGAGCAGGUACCACCUAUUCUGAAAUUCUUCCGAGUUUGGCGAAAGUUAUGCGAUGGAGAAAUUGCGCAUCAAGUAGCAGCCAAAGAUUCUAUUAUCGAUUUUGGAAAUUUCGAGGAUAUCAGAGCCAAAAAGGAGCCAAUUAAAAAAGCAACGCAACAGGAAAAACGAGAGUUUAGCGCUUUAUUUGACAGUGUUGAUAAGUAUAAUUUUGAAGAUAUAUUUAAAUUUGAUUUGAAAAAGAAUGCUGAUUCCAAGAAAAAGAAAGCUGGCGAUAAUGAAAAGAACAUUAAUGGAAAUGCACAAAGCAAGAAAACAAAAACCAGUGAUGAAAACGAGAAGGGUAAUGGGAAUGAACAAAAAAAGAAAAAAUCCAGUGAUAGGAAAAAGGAUGGUAAAAAAAUAAAACCCAAAAGUGUCACUGGUAAAAAGAAAAAACUCAAUAGAUUUGGAGGUUUGAAAAUGAUUUAAGGAAAUGUUGCAACUUUAAGUCUCUCUAUCAAUGGAAAAAUAAACUUGUUUUCAAUCAAA
Octopus bimaculoides (California two-spot octopus) is the source of this 2037-nucleotide messenger RNA. Its product is annotated as nucleolar complex protein 2 homolog. Gene Ontology annotation, biological process: ribosomal large subunit biogenesis; negative regulation of transcription by RNA polymerase II. Gene Ontology annotation, molecular function: histone binding; transcription corepressor activity. Lineage: Eukaryota; Metazoa; Mollusca; Cephalopoda; Octopoda; Octopodidae. The record is from RefSeq and is a predicted model, not a curated record. Gene Ontology annotation, cellular component: nucleolus; Noc1p-Noc2p complex; nucleoplasm.